Ceutorhynchus assimilis (cabbage seed weevil) is the source of this 1164-nucleotide messenger RNA. The record is from the annotation of a GenBank genome assembly. Lineage: Eukaryota; Metazoa; Arthropoda; Insecta; Coleoptera; Curculionidae.
AUGGAAUCCUGUGAUGGAAAAAGUUCCUCGAAAGCAGAAAUUACAAAAAUAAUCUCCUUAACUAAACAAAUUAAAAUAAAUUCUCCAGAUGAGUAUAUUAAAGGACAAUGUAUGCAAAUGUGCCCCCAAGAAGAAAUACUAAUGCGAGAGAAGGAACGCCUGCUUCAUGUUCUCGAAAUGGUUCCUGGUACCGAAAAACAUAAGAAGCCCCAAUCAGACAGAAGCAAAAUGGUAAAAUCAUUCUCACGAUCAGCAGCAGGAAAACAAUUACAAAAUCCUAAAAACUUGAGACCUCCAUCUGUUUUAUUGGAAACUAUACAUUAUUUAUUUGAUGAAAUUCUACUAAAUAAACGUGUACCCUGGCAUGUCACUUACGACUUUCUAAUGGACCGUUUGAGAUCCGUAAGACAAGAUAUGAUAGUACAAAAUCUUUCAGUAGCUGCAUCUAUAUGUAUUUUACAACCUAUUGUUAGGUUUUAUGCAUAUGCAGCUUAUAGGCUCUGUGAAGAACCUCUAGUAAAUUAUGAUCCUCACAUCAACGAAACUCAUUUACAAGAAUCCCUUAAAAGAUUAUUGUGUCUUUACGAUGAAUGCGAUCGACUAUUUUCCAAUGAAAUUAUUAGCCAGGACAGUUAUUGCAUCAAGCGGUUAGAAAACACAAGGCCUGAAUUUGAAGCUUUAUAUUUGAUUUUGAAUUUGGGAAGUACAACUGCUUUAAUGAGAGGUUUGAGUUUACCAGUAAAAUUGAGAAAGAAUGGGCUUGUGCAAAAGGCUAUUAGUCUUUCUAUGAGUUAUUGCAAAAAUAACUUUGUUAGAGUUUGUUAUGAAAUUCCUACAUUUUCAGUUUUAUUGCAAGGAGUAGUUGCUGCAAUACAUCUUCCAGAAAUAAGAAGAAAAGCACUAAAUAUAAUGUCAGUAGCGUAUCAUUGUAAAAAUUCAGCAUACCCUUUGCUGGUCUUAAAGAAGCUAUUGCUUUAUAAUGAUUUGAAUGAAGUUGUUAGUGACUGCAAUUAUUUCGGCCUCAAAUGUGAUAAAAUUACCAAUGUUCACUUUAUCAAGACUGAUUUUGAUAACAGCAAAAUUAAGGUGCCUUCGACUCAUCUUAAGACUAUAGAUGCAGAAUUUGAAAAUGUUAAAAUAAGUGAUCUUAUUCUAAAUGGUUAA